Molecule: messenger RNA, 893 nt
Organism: Epinephelus fuscoguttatus (brown-marbled grouper)
Lineage: Eukaryota; Metazoa; Chordata; Actinopteri; Perciformes; Serranidae
Gene: smim22
Product: small integral membrane protein 22
Exons: 4
Coding region: 256-495 (79 amino acids)
Biological process (GO): regulation of cell population proliferation
Source: RefSeq, a predicted model, not a curated record
UGACUCCCCACAGUACACCCUUUAAGUUUCACGGCUUUGUGUUCUGUUGUUCCUGCAGUCAGUCUGCUUUAGUUUUAUGAUUACAGAUGGGGAAAUCCUAACACACAGUCCAGGAAGGCCGUUUGUUUUAAAUGCGACAUCAGGAAGGAAGAACAGAAUCAGUGCGCCAGUGUGAACAGGUGUGUCAGGUGUCAGGUAGCCCUUCGUACCCGGAAGAAAAGAAAAAAACAAGCGACUCCGUUGACAGACAGGGUGAUGGAGCAGAGAAACCUGCAACAGGAGUUGGUGGAUCGGUUCAGUCAUGUUGUUUCCAGACUGCAGAUCUUCCGGUCUGACUGGGACAUCGCCUUUUUUGCAGUCUUCUUCAUUUUCAUUGGUAUGGUGCUGCUGCUGGUCAUCCUGGUCAUCAUACGCUGUUGUUGCUGCUGCUGCUGUGAUGACGACAAGCCUCGAAGAACGAAGGUUGGCAUAGAAAACAUGGCUCUGGAGCCCUGACAGUUGAACUGCACUGAUCCAGUAUUGUGAAGGCUGAUGAAGCUACAAGCAGAGCCUUUAAGUCUGACUCCUGUGCCAAAACCUUGAUUUUACUGUCACCAGUCUGUAAACAAAUUUCACUGACUUGCACAUAGAAAGAAUCAUUCACGUGUCCUUUGGUACCCAGCUAUGGAAAUCUAACACAUGUGAUCUUUCUGUCACUGCUGUGUAGAGUUAAUUGCUAGGAUACAACAGAGGAGCUGGAAACACUCAGCUGUUUAUGUUUUUAUGUCUCUGUAGAUUUGAAUGUAACUUCGUCUUGUUUUUUUUUGUGUGUAAAAAGAGAAUGGUAGUUUUAAUUUGAAGGUUUUACUUUAUAACAAAUAUUUAACAAUAAUAAAAAUGUCAACUUUGCUCUA